Molecule: messenger RNA, 2890 nt
Organism: Engraulis encrasicolus (European anchovy)
Lineage: Eukaryota; Metazoa; Chordata; Actinopteri; Clupeiformes; Engraulidae
Product: protocadherin beta-16-like
Exons: 2
Coding region: 374-2890 (838 amino acids)
Biological process (GO): homophilic cell-cell adhesion
Cellular component (GO): plasma membrane
Molecular function (GO): calcium ion binding
Source: RefSeq, a predicted model, not a curated record
UGAUUCUGCAUACAUAUUGGUGUUUAAGUGCAACAAAUGUAUACAAAAACGCAAAUAAUUUUAUUUUGGCAAAGUAGUUGGCAGCAUACAGUAAUGCCCGAUGGUGCAAAGACUUUUUCUGUUUUCUCUGACACGUAUGAACAAAAGUGCGCAUUUUAGUCAGAGAUUUUUGCAGUUCAUUAUUUUGGACUCAUAGCGCCGCUGUUGGCCAGCUAGUUGUAGUGAACCAAUAAGAUUGUGGCACAGACCAAUUCCUCCUCUCAUUAUAUUAACGCAGUCAGUCGAGGCAGAAGGGCGAGACAAAACAAGACGCAUCAGGAUAUUGAAAUCGUUCCUUAUGGUUGGGAUUUUUCACUGGGAGUGUUGAUGUGGUAUGUUCAUUAACGUUUUGUCGAAGAGGAUUGUGCUUCAUUUUGGAAUACGAGCCUUCGCGUCAUUCUCUUUCACCGACGAGGGGAAUACGCUGGGCAGAACAAUGGCGUGGCAAGUAGCGCUGCUGUUUUUCUUCCUUCUCUCUGUCAGCUCGACGCACGGGCAGGCCAGCUACUCCAUCCCCGAGGAAAUGUCAAAAGGGUCUGUGGUCGGUAAUAUUGCACAAGAUUUGGGUUUAGAUCUGAAACGACUAAAAUCGGGGAAGGCUCGCAUCUAUACCGGUGAUAACACGGAAUACAUCGAGCUGAAUAAGGACAGGGGGAUGCUGCUGAUCAAAGAGAGGAUAGACCGAGAGGCAUUGUGUGGCCAGGCGACGCCCUGCGCGCUGCAUUUUCAGGUCAUACUUGAUAAUCCUAUGGAGUUCUACAGUGUUACAGUUGAGAUAACUGAUGUUAAUGAUAACGCACCGAAUUUCAAAAGUAGUGAAAUGGAAUUUAAGAUAAGCGAAUUAGCUCUCCCUGGUGCUAGGUUUGUGCUAGGGAAAGCAAUGGAUUUAGACAUUGGUACUAACGGUCUACUGAGUUAUUCUGUUAAACCCGCAGAUAAUUUCGAUCUUAAAGUACAAAAUGAGGCUGAUGGUGGACAGAAUAUUGAAAUGGUACUUCAGAAGCCUCUGGACAGAGAAGUGAAAGAUCAUAUCACUUUAAUUUUAACAGCUAGUGACGGUGGUAAUCCGAAACUAUCAGGCACGGCUGAGAUACAAAUCACGGUGUUAGAUGCUAAUGACAAUGCGCCUGUUUUUACGCAGGCUAUUUAUAAAACCAGUGUUGUAGAGAAUUCUCCCAGGGAUGCGGUUCUGACCACAGUAACUGCAAGUGAUGCUGACCUGGGUUCCAAUGGCAAAAUAGCUUAUACCAUAACAAACAAAGCAGACGGCAUUUCUGAACUAUUUAGCAUCAACGAGUCAGAUGGAGAAAUAAAAGUCAUCGGUGAUAUCGAUUUUGAAAAAGUUCAGCGUUUUGAAAUACACAUACAAGCGAGUGACGAAGGAGGGCUGUCGGAUUCGUCUAAAGUUAUUGUGGAUGUAGUGGACAUAAAUGAUAACAGACCAGUGAUUAAUGUGAUGUCUAAAUCGCCCGUGCUCUCCGAGGAUGCCAAACCGGGCACAGUCAUAACAAUGAUUAAUAUUCAGGACCAAGACUCGGCAGCAAAUGGCAAGGUGCACUGCAUGACAGACGAGGAUAUGCCCUUUACGUUGAAAUCUACUUCAAAUAAUUUCUUCAGUUUAGUUACUGAUGGUCAUUUGGACCGUGAACAAAAUCAUUUGUAUAAUAUUAGUGUGACGUGUGCAGACGAGGGAGUGCCCUCUUUGUCCAGCAGCAUAUCUCUCUCUUUACAGAUAUCAGAUGUAAACGAUAACGCACCACUAUUUGAGAAAAAAUCUUACGAGGCAUUUAUUCUAGAAAACAACUCCCCGGGCCUGUCUGUAUUCUCAGUGAAGGCUAAAGAUGCAGACUGGAACCAAAAUUCUCGAGUGUCCUAUAUUUUGGAAGAAUCUGUGGUGAAUGGAGUGUCUAUUUCCUCAUUGGCUGUUUCCUCAUUUGUGUCAGUUAAUGCAGAGAGUGGAGUCAUCCACGCCGUGCGCUCCUUCGACUAUGAACAAAUCAAAGACUUUUCUUUUCAUGUAAAAGCGCAGGACGGAGGCUCUCCUCCUUUAACAAGCAGCGUUAAAGUUAAAAUAAUCAUUCAAGAUCAGAACGAUAACGCACCACAAAUAUUGUAUCCCGUGCAGUCCAGUGGCUCAGUGGUAGCUGAGAUUGUCCCUCGUUCGGCAGAUGUAGGCUAUCUGGUCACCAAAGUGGUGGCUGUGGAUGUGGACUCUGGUCAGAAUGCCUGGCUCUCUUAUAAACUACAGAAAUCGCAAGAGAAGGCGCUGUUUGAAGUGGGCGCACAGAAUGGAGAAAUAAGAACCAUCAGACAGGUGACUGAUAAAGAUGCUGUGAAGCAAAAGCUGACUGUUGUAGUGGAGGACAACGGACAGCCCUCUCGCUCUGCUACUGUGAAUGUCAAUGUGGCUUUAGCUGACAGCUUUCCAGAUGUGUUGUCCGAAUUCACUGAUUUUACGCACGGCAAGGAGUACAACGACAACCUGACGUUCUAUCUUGUCUUGGCCCUGGCUGUCGUGUCAUUUCUGUUCAUCGUGUCCAUCAUAGCCAUACUGUCAGUAAAGUGCUACAGAUGGAGACGAGAGAGGAUGUUUUAUAAAUCCAAUGGGCAGCUUCCGGUCAUCCCAUAUUACCCACCCCUUUACGCAGACGUCGGAGGCACGGGUACUUUGCAGCACAUGCACAAUUAUGAGAUUUACCGCACCACAGACUCCCGCAAAAGUGGCCUACAAUACGGCAGACCAUGUGGUGAAAGCAUUGUUAGUCUGGAUAACACUUCCACCUUGCCUCCUGCGCAUAGAGAAAAGCUGAUCGAUGAAGAUUUUGAUGAUGAGGUGAGCUUUAUAUUUUAG